Molecule: messenger RNA, 11291 nt
Organism: Argiope bruennichi
Lineage: Eukaryota; Metazoa; Arthropoda; Arachnida; Araneae; Araneidae
Product: serine/threonine-protein kinase SIK3-like
Exons: 16
Coding region: 567-4130 (1187 amino acids)
Biological process (GO): protein phosphorylation; microtubule cytoskeleton organization; intracellular signal transduction
Cellular component (GO): cytoplasm
Molecular function (GO): tau-protein kinase activity; protein serine/threonine kinase activity; ATP binding
Source: RefSeq, a predicted model, not a curated record
GUAAGGCAGACGGAAGAACUCUCUGUAGAAGAGAGCGGAACAUUGUGUUUUAUCGUAAUUGGUAUUGCAAACUGCAUGAUCUGAUAAAGUUUGUUAAAAAGUAUGCAAGGAAGAAUAAAACAAUAUAAAGAAUUUCUCGAGACCAGCUAAACAGUGAAUAUUUUCUGGAAGGAUUGACAUAAAUACUAAUGUGCAGUUGUGGUGUUUGACAAACGGAUAUUAUGGCCUGUCUAACGUGUACUAAGUUCAGUGCAUUAAAUAUUUAAUUAGAUAAAUAUAAAAUUGGAAUUUUCAAAAUAUCGAGGUGCUGUGAAACACUAUUUAUUUUAAAAAAUGAUUUGUGAACUGUGGAUUUUUAGUGAUCAUCAAGAGCCUAGUGCAAAAUUGUUGCCAAUCUGUGGAUACUUAAAUGUGCUGUACUGCAUCUACAAUACAUAAUAUCAGCUUAGUUCAAUAUUUUUCAAUUAAUUUUUCAGAAGUGCUUAAAAUUUAAAUUUUCAUUAAGUAACAUGACUUGAUUGUGUGUUCGGCUAGUGUAAUGCGCAUGUGCGUGGCAUCGGCCAAAUAUGGCGACAGAUGGAUCCAAAUCGUCUGCAAGUUCAGGUGGACUUGUCCGAGUAGGAUUUUAUCAUUUAGAAAAGACCAUUGGCAAAGGAAACUUUGCUGUGGUCAAGCUAGCCACUCACAUAAUAACUAAAACUAAGGUUGCAAUAAAAAUAAUUGAUAAAACACACUUGGAUGAAGAUAAUUUAAAGAAAAUUCUGAGGGAAAUACAGAUUAUGAAAAUGUUACAUCAUCCACAUAUAAUAGCAUUAUAUCAGGUGAUGGAAACAGAAAGAAUGAUAUAUCUAGUGACUGAGUAUGCAAGUGGAGGUGAAAUUUUUGACCAUCUUGUGGCUCAUGGUAGGAUGAGUGAAAAAGAAGCAAGGCAUAAAUUCAAGCAGAUUCUAACAGCUAUAAAGUACUGUCAUGAGAGGAAUGUUGUUCACAGGGACCUGAAAGCUGAAAAUUUAUUACUUGAUGAAAACAUGAAUAUCAAAAUUGCAGAUUUUGGAUUCAGUAAUUACUAUGAAAUGGACAAGAUGUUAUCUACGUGGUGUGGGAGUCCUCCUUAUGCAGCACCUGAACUGUUUGAAGGCAGGCAGUACAAUGGACCAAAAGCAGACGUUUGGAGUUUAGGAGUUGUUCUGUAUGUACUAGUUUGUGGAGCUUUACCAUUUGAUGGCAGCACAUUGCAUUCCCUUCGCAACAGGGUAUUGGCUGGGAAGUUUAGAAUACCAUAUUUCAUGUCUAGUGAAUGUGAACAUCUGAUUAGGCAUAUGUUGAUUGUGGAUCCUGCAAAGCGCCUUACCCUUGAUCAGAUUAUCAAGCACAAAUGGAUUAUUCAGGAGCCAGAUGAGGAAUUUGGCCGAACUCUGAAGAAGUAUAGUGUGAGCAACAAGGUUGAAGAGGAAGAGCCUAUUUGUGAAGUUGUCAUUGAUUAUAUGCUGCAACUACCAGCUUUCAAGAGAGAGGACAUUGUUUGUUCUGUGAAAGAAAACAAAUUUGAUCAGUACAGUGCUAUGUACCACUUAUUGCUAGAAAAAAUUAAGACCCAUCAAAGGAUGUCCUUGAUACCACAGAAUUUACCUGUGUCCUCACAGCCCCAAAGAAAGGCAAGCAUCACAACUGGUGUUGUUGAAAAAUCACCUCCUGCUGAAACCACAACUGAAAGUGAACAACCUGCUAUUCCUAAGCCCAUGUUUAGUCCCAUUCCAAUUGUGACUUUGGUUACAGAAAAUCUAGAAAAGUUUGGUGAUGUGGAGCUUGAGUCAGAUGAAGAGGAACGGCAUACGGAAAACACUCAGUCUCAGUAUCAUGUUGUGCGCAGGCAUACAGUAGGACCAGACAAUGCUGAUGCUCCUGAAGCUGGUGCAGUGGGUGGGGACUUAUUCCUGACGAGGGGUGGAGCCCACUAUGGGGCCACCCUCCAUCCGGCCCAGGCCCUGCCCCUCAGUGCACUUCCUCAUACCAACUUGCCCCAAAACCUUCCCCUUGUUCAGAACCAGCCACCUCAAGUGUUCUGUGUAAAAGACCAACACUUGCUCAAACCACCUCAAGUGCUUGGUGCAGUUGGAGGUUUGGGCAGACGUGCAUCUGAUGGUGGUGCCAAUGUUAAAAACUACUAUCAGCGUCAAAUACCUGGCCAACAAGGACAGUCCCCCAACAAAGAAAGACCUACUACUAUGUCUCCCAACAGCACAUUACCUCAAGGUCUCCAAGCUUUGGCUUUACAAGAAGAUGAGAGCCAAGAACAGGAAGAGCAGCAAAUGGCUCAAUCAACUGUUCAAGGCUACUCUGUUUGGGAGCAACCCCAGAACUUCCGCAUUGGAAUCAGUCCACCUGAAGAGGUGCAGAAGAAAAUGCCUCCUAUGAAACAAAGGAGGACAGGACUGCUCACAGUCCUUGAGAAACAACCAGUUAAAUAUCGAUACUGCCAACAACUUCACUUAUUUUUGUCUUCUGCUGAGUACAAUGCUCUUAAUUCUCCUAAUGGUGGUCGAGAGAGUUUACGAGACGGAGCGUCCCAUCAGACAACCUCUGGGCGUUACUCCCCUGUAAGACGAGCUAGUGAUGGCUGCUCUCCCGUUUCCUAUUAUCGUAAUCAACUAGACAGGAUUUAUUACCAAACUCUUACUGGCCCUCAAACUAGUCCAGACAGUUUCAAGGCUGUUUUGCAGGAGUAUCAGCAGUUGCAGCAAAUGCAUUCUCCUGCUGUGGAUUCACGUGUGUCUGCUGAAAUGCAACGACAGCAUUGUCUCCACAUUCAACAAAUGGCUCAACUGCAGCCAUCUGGCUACUUAACCUCUAUUUCCUCUCCUCCUUCUAUUGCUGGUUCUCCCAUUCACCAGCCACAACCCAGUGUGGGAGGUUCUCCCUCUGCUCUGUCCCAGCACCUACAGAAACUUCACCUCCAGCACCAGGGUAGUCCAAUGAGCUUCUCCGGUCUCGAAUGUCCACUUCAAGCAUUCCAAAGAAUACAGGCCAUGUCUACACCACACCAUAGUGCCCCAUACCCAUCUGAAACUUCUCCAACCCGUUUGCCUGUUGGUAGUACCUCUCCCAAACAACCUUAUCCAGACUCCCCAACUCACCUGUAUUCUUGUCCAACUAGUUUCACUGGACAGAAAAGUGGCAGCAGCCCACCUCCUGUGAGCUACCAGAACCUGGACAUGAUUCAGGAGGACAUCACUGAACAUAUAAUUCCUGGAGGAAGUGACACUAUGCUGACUAUAGUUACAUCAGAUGAAAGUCCUCGAACAUCCCCAACCUGCCAGCAAAUGGGGUUUCCUCAAAUCAGUAUUACGGAUGAGACUGGUCAUGUCACUGUGUCGUCCUCUUCCCUGACAGGACAGACAAUUCACCAUGACAUUGUCUCCCGUAAGCAACCCCUUCAACGGCAGAAGAGUGAUGUGGUUCAGAUGGCCGUCCCAAAGCGGUACCAACUAUCCUCUAAUGUUGAUGAGCAUAUUGUACGAGCAGGAAGGCGGGCCUUUGUUCGGCAGAGCAGCCGUGAGGCAGAGGACCGGGAUAUUGCCACUGAAUUUGCCAUGUGUGGCAGUUCCAAGUCCCUGCUGAGGUGGGCCACCAAACAGUCAAUCCGACAAUCGUAUGUUCAUGCCAAGCAUUUGCGGCAGACUUUCCCGCCGAUUGGGCAUAUUUCCACUUCCACGCUGGGCAAGAAACUGGGCCGCCAGUCAUUGGGCCAGCACAUCUCCACAAGUGAUCCAACCCCAAAUCCAUGGGCUGGAAAGCCCUCCAACUGGUGGAGUAAGAAGUCGGCUUUGAGAGAACACCAACUGCAUAAGACACCCAGUGGUAGUGUGCAUGUACCUCUUCCACAGACUGAGACAGACAUUCUGCAAGAGAUUCAGUUGCAGCUGGAACCCAUUGUCCGUGGUCUAUCUAUGAUGCUGCAGCGAUCUGAACGUGGUCUAGCUGUGGAGCAUCCUGCUGGGGUGCAGAUUGAGCUGGAGGUUUUAGAAGGACCCCAUCCCGACGACAAGCGUCUCAAAAUGAGGCGGAUAUCGGGUGAUAGCUUACAGUAUAACGAAAUUUGUCGGGAACUCCUGAAUGGGAUCAACAUAUGAGACCUGUAAGAGUAAACAACAAUGUGAGCUUUAAAAAUGUUAUGCUGUUGCCAUAAUCUUCCACUUCUGAUGUGUGCUAGUCUAUGGUUACGGGACACUCCAAUCUUCUUUCUUUGAAAGUGGGAUGUUGCUAGUCAGUCUACUGAUUCAUUCCCUUUCUAGAAUUUAUGCAGAUCCUGAAUGUCAAGGAGGGAGCUGCCUUAGUAAAACAUAUCCACCAACUUGCUCAGCCUGUAUAGCGAUAUCUUUAGAAAGAAAAAAUAUUGUUGCACAUCGUUCUUUUCUUUUUAUCAGUUUUCAUUUGAUCAGUCCAACACAAUUGUUUUUCUUGUAAAGGCAGGAGUCAACUUAGAGUAUUAUAGUGUAACAUUUGCCCAUUCCAUGCUAUGAUGUUUGGAGUUUUCUCAUCAUUUAAUAUAUGUAUAUAUUAACUUAAUUAUUAAUCUAAAUUUUCUAUUCUAACAAAAAUUAUUUAUUUCUGUCUAAAACGAGUUUAUUAAGAAUAUUUAAUUUUUGAAUUGCUUAAUAUUAACUUGUAAUUUUUACAAGGACAGGCUGGAUAAAAAAAUGAGAUUAGUUUGCAAAAACUCAAUGUUCAAUAAUUUUAAAAAAAAUCAUAACUUUUAUAUUAAAUUCCAUUGAAAAUUAUUAGUACAAUUUUUAUUUCUGAUAUUUAACUCAUCUCUUAGCAAACAAUACUAUCAUUAUUGAUUAUAUAUUUAUUUAUUAAUGUUGUAAAUUUGUGCAGAGCAUAAUUUUAAAGAUCCAAUCAUAUGUUAUUAAAUUACUUCACAAUAGAAAGACAACCAUUAACAGUUAAAAAUAAAAGAACUUGAAGUUUUUUGUUGCUUUGAGAGAUGGGGGCUAUAUUGUGUUUUGGAAAAACAUAAUACAGUUCUUUAGAAGAAAACACAGUUAGCUUGUUAGAUAUUCAGAUAUAAAUAUUCAAGGAUAACCAGAGGAUGAUGAGUUAAAAUCUCAAUUUCACUGAACAUUCAUUAGGUAUUCCAAUCGAAUUUGUUGAAUUUAGGCAUCAUUCAUCAGGAAAUUUAGCUAGGAGCGGCAGGCUUAUACAGUAUUUUAAUAUUAGAUAUUUCUAAAUCACAAAGUCUAUUCUUAAUUAUAUAUUCUGUCAUUGCAAAGAGACAUGGUACUCCAGCAAAUUAGACAAUAAAUAGCUAUUUUUGAAUUUCUUAAUGAUAUUUAAAAUUUCUUCCCAAAUAAAUAAAUUUUAACUGAACAAUUUGAUAAAGGAUUUAAAAUAUUUCAAUUUUAAAAAUUUUCUUUGCAGUUUCACACAAUUCAAAUGCAUAUAAUCAUAUUUUCUAAAUUUUAUUUUAGCAUAUUUAUCAGUUUUAGAAAUAUUAUAUUAAAAUUUAAAAAUAUUAGCACAUAGGCAAUGUGAUAAGUCAGAUUUUUCCUAAUUUCAAAAAUAUACACACAUUAAUAUUGAAUUUUUUUUCAUGCAUAAUAUUUUCAUUUAAUGUUAGAUGGGUUAACAGUUUUAUUACAAAUAUAAUAUAGAAUAAUAAGUUAGAUUUAAAAUUUUAUUGCAGAAUAUUGCUAGCUAUAAUACUGUAAGUUUGACUCGCAACUGGAUUUAGUACAGUAAAAUAUGACUAAAAUUUCAAAAUCUUGAAAAAAUCUGUGAUUUCUUUCCUGUGACUCAACCUUUGUCUGUGUACAGUUGUGUUGGACUAAUUUCUGAUCUAUGAGAAAGUUUGUGGAGCUGGCGCGCGUUACAGUCAACAGGACCAAUGUGCAAGUGAAUGGGGACUUGCUCAAUGUAUUUAAAAAAAAAAAAGUGUUACGCCUUCCUCAGGGCAUGUCAAUGUGUACAAUCAAGUAUAAAAGAGUGAUGUUGGACAAUGAGACUAUUUGUAUUAUAUGUAUAUACAUUCUAUGUUACUGUUAAAUCGCUAUUGUGUCGCUUACACAUGUAUAUUGUAAAGUGUGUGUUUUGUCUGUAAUGUUUCAAAAAUCUGUUGUAGAUAUAAAAGAAAAUAACUAUAAAGCAUUGUUGUGUUUAAAUUCUCAAAGUCGCCUCGGUUCUUCGAAGACUCUGCGAAAUUUUUGCAUUUUUUAGUAACCAAAUAGAGAUCUUCUCUCAAGCAAAAAAGGGUUAGUACCGACUUUAACUCAAUUAACUUAAUGUAAAAUUAGCAUUUGAAAUAGAAUGUGCAAUUUUUGCUUCCUAUUUAAAAACGAAUCACAAUUUAAAAAAUAAAAAUAGGUUAAUUGGAAAUGGCACAGUGUAUUUUUGUGUAUGUCGGUCACUAUUCUCGAAGAAAGUAAUAUUUAGCAAUGAACAAUGCCUUGGAAAAUUAUAUGCAACUCAGAGACACAGCAGUUGUUUUCUAAAUGAUAUAGUUUGCUUUUUUUAAAAUUUGUUAAAGGUUUUAAUUUGGGGUUAAUCUAAUGGGUCAUUUUACUGUUUCUGUUUUAAAUUUUAGUCUUGUUAUUCCUUUAAAUUAUUUAAAACAAAGUCUAAAGCAAAAAAAUUUUCAUUCUAAAGAAUUUACUCUACUUUUUGUUAAAAAAGUAUUUUAAAAGAAAAAUUUUAAAUGAUUGAAUGAUUGAGAAAACUUUGCAUUAAACCAAAUUGAAAUGUGUUAUUUUUUAGAUAUUUUAUCAAAAAGUUAUUUAUAUGAAAUUUUAAUUAUAUCUGCCAUUUUAGUUUUUAAUUUUUAAGAGUUACUUGUUUAUGUUCUAAAAAUAUUUUAUUUGCGUGAGAAAUAAUGUGAUAAAUUCUAUAAGAUAUUUUUGAACUAAAUGAAUAUCUAUGUCCAAGGAAAUAUUUUGCGUAAUAUGUGCACAAGAAUUUAAUUUUCCAUUAUAUUUGAAAAUUUAAAAAAAUGAAAUAAAGUUUCACUUUAUAGAGAAUAUUUUAUCUCCAAGAAAGCAAUCAGAAUUUAUUUUUGUUUUUGCCCAAUUAUAAACUUUUUAUGAUGAAUUCUAUCUAAUUUUUAUAUCGAAACUGAUUAUAUAUUAUUAGCUUAAUUUUUUGUUUAAUGUUUUGUAUACAUAAAAGAAUAAAUUUACUUUUAAAUAGAGUUAAAAAUUAUGUUUCAGCUUUUUAUGCCAAUUUCUUCAUUGUUGUAUGCCAUGAUAAUAUUUAUUUCUUGUAAAAUAUCUAGAUUCUAUUUGCUUAGCCUCAUUAUUGUCAACUUAUCUUCGUAAUUUAUGGAACAUAUGAAAAGAUGAAGGAAUCAUUGUUUGUUAAUUAUGUUUAAAUUUAUAUAUUGCCUUGUUUUUAAAAAUGCUAUAAAUGUUAUUAAUUAUUAUAGUUGCAUUUCUUAAUCAUUAUUAAGAAAUACAGACUCAGAUUUAUCUAUUUAUAAAAAAAUUAUUUACUAUAUAUCUUUAAGAACUACUAAAGUCAUAAAAUUUAAAAUAACAUUAUUACUUCAUUGUAUUUCAUAGAUUUAUUAAUGUUCUUGUUGCUACAGUGAUGUUAAUUUCAUUUUGACUUGAAAUGUGAAUUGUUUGUUCAUUUAAGGCAUUUUUUUUUUAUUUUUAUUUAUAAGCAUGUGUAUAUUUUUGUUCAUAAUUUCAAAAGCCAUUUUUAAAGGAGACAUUUGAUGGAUAAGAAUUUAGAGAUAAAUGAAAGGGCUUAUUUCGAGCUGUAUGAAAAUUGAAUUAAAAAAAUAGCACCAAAAUAUGGAAUAUAUACUUUAUAGUUAUAAUACAGUGAAUAAUUUUCAACAUGAACAUGAAAGAUUCGAUUUCAAUAGUUACAGAAAUGUUAAUUGCAGAUGAAUAGGAUUCAUUCAUUUAUGGCUUUGUGUUUUAUUAUUCUAUUAAGGUGUUUUAUUUUUAAUGUUUCAUUUUAUAAUUUCACUAGUUAUUCAGAUUUUUGCCGAAAUUUAUAUUAUAUGGAGGCGGGGGGGGGGGGUAAUAUUUUCAAAGCACAAAUAAAAACACUUUCUUCUGUUUGCUUAUUGAAAUUUUAAAUUAAAGUUUUUUUAAAAAUUGUUUUAUAUGAAUCAUCCAUGUGCAGUACAGGAAAAUUCUGUUACCAGCUGCUGCAUACUUCAACAAUUUCAUUAAUGGUUUUCUAAAAAUUGUAAGAAAUAUUGUGAUAAUAAAUUAUUCUUUUUCCUGCAAAUUCUCUUUGGGGAACUAAUUAAAUUUUUUGGAAAAAGUAAUUAAAAAAAUGAGUUACUUCCUGGUAAAUUUUUAUUAGUUACUAAGAAGCAUACAUAAGAGUGAAUUAAUUAUACUAAUGUUACAUGGUAUGAAAAGCAUUUAGUUAAAUCUCAAUUGUUUUUAAUUUACAUUUAUAUUAUGUGGUAUUAAUGUAUGAAUAAAAUUACUUAUUAUAUAUAUAUAUAUAAUUUUUAUGUAUUAAAAUAGUUAAAAAAAGUUAUGUAUCAAUAAUAUAAUUGUAACUUCAAUGAAAUAUUUUCAAUUCUGAAAUUUAAUUGAAUGAAUAACUGAAGAAUAUAUUCUGUAUUUUGUGCCUUAAAUUGAAUAAGAUGAUUGUUCAUCUCUAGUACUCUUUGGUUAGCUUCAAAUUUUAAAAAUCAAUUCAUCUAACAAUUUUUCCAAUACUGCAUAUGGAUUAUUUUAGAACUUUUCAAAACUUCUCUUAUCUACCAGUUAUGGAUCUCGAAUGAAAUGGAAUGUUUAAGAUCUCUGGUAUAGGUUGUUAUAGAAUUCAUUAUAAAUCAUUGUCAUUAUCUUUCUUGUAAGUAUUUUCAUAUCAUGAUAUAUUCAUUUAAAAGUAAUUUAUUUUUAAUGAAAUAUCUAAUUCCUCUGAAUUCUUAGAAAAAAUUACCUAAAAAUGUAUGUGCCUUUAUCAAAGGCAACCAUGUUUUUUGUUAUUUACUUUUAUGUAAAUUGUAAUCCAUUGUGGGUUCUAAUACCUUUAUUGUAAGGCAGAUGUUGAAUAUGUUGCUUUAUAAUAAUGAAAUCAACUUAUAUGGUUUAAAGUUACUGUAUCUCCCAUCCUGCAUUUUAAACAUUUUGACUUUGUGUACUUAAUUUAAGUGUCCAAGACAUGAGAUAUGAAUGUUACCUACUUUAUAUUGUAUUUAAUAUCUAAUUUUAUCAAUACAGUAGACUUGUUCUUGCAGCCCUGAUGAAACUAAUGCAGAAUGAAUUUCUAUAUAAGAGGCUCAUUCUAGAGGGAUGAGUAUUUGUUAUUCUUCAACAUUUAAACCAUGUAAAAAUGACUAUUUAAAUGAUUUGAAUCCUUUAGUUACUUCAAGUAUAAUAAAAAAAGUUUCCAACAGGCUUAAAAAUAUCUAAAUUUAUAGAAUAAUAAAUUUCGAUUUUUUAAAAAAACUUAUGCUAAUAUUUUUUUUUAUUUCUAAAAAAAAUUACACAUUUAUAUAAUGUUUAUCUUACUUUAGUUUUAUUUUUUUGGCUAAUUUAAGUAUAAAAAAACAUUAAAAAAUCUACAAAUUUAAGUUUAGGAUAAAAAUAAAAGUUAAAUUAAUAUAAAUAAGUAUUGAUAAUUACACUCCAAUAAUAAUUUUUGUGUAUUUUCUGUUUUUUUUUAAAUGAUUAUUAACCAAUUGAAACAUUGUUAUUAAAAUCAUUGAGUGGACUUCAGUACAUUUCAUUUCAUUUUUUUUUUUUUUGUAUGCUUACUUAAUCUGAAUUGCUUUGCAUUAAAGAAAUAAAUAGUUUUUUCUAUUUUCCCAUCAUUUCCUGAUAUGCCUUUUGAGACUUUUAUCAGUUUUUAUUCUCUUAACUAUUAUUUUAACAUUUUCAAAUUUAAAUAUCAGUUAAUUAAUUCAAUUAAAUUUUGAUUCCAUACUCAUGAUGAUACUUUAAGAUGAAUUUAAGGAAAGUUGAUUUUAAGAAUCCAUAAUUUUUAUUACAUUGAAUUGUGAAAACUAAAAAAUAAUUGAAAUAAAAAAAAUUUUAUGCUUUUAGUUAUAAUACUUAUAUAAUAAAUUAAGAUGUAUUCUUAAAUUUAAAAUUCAUUAGACUAAUUUGUUCGUUAAAUUUGGUAAGAACUUUACAUUUAUUAUUUUUCUAGGAGUAUAAAUGGAUUUAAAAGCAAAUUAAUUUAAAUAAAUGGCCUAUAAUACUUUAAAUUAUAAUGUUGAAAGUACUUAUUUACAAAUUAAUUUAUCAUUCGAUUCUUAGAAAUAAUUUUGUAUUUAAUAUGAGGGUUGAAAUAUCUAGAACAUUUAAAUAGUCAUAUAUUGGACACUAUAUAUUAACUGACAUUUAUAUAGAGUGUCACAGUUUAUGGGUUCCAAUUACAGAGAAUCUGUUGUAUCUCUACGAAUCUUUAACAAUUUUUUUUUAUGUUGCCAGUUCUUGCAAAUGCAAUCUAUCUAUAAUGCCUCACCUAUGUGAGUGAUGUGAUUUUCUUUGUUGUCGUACUGCAAAGUGAUUUUUUUAUAUAACUCCAUUGUAAUUUGAAGUUUAGUGUUCUGAAAGGUUUAUUGUAUCUAUUUCUUUAAGAUAGUAUAUCAGCGUUGUUUAAUAUCUAGCGUGAGAUAUCCGAACUGAAUAGACAGAAAAAAAAAAUUUAGUUUGGCCAAAUCUAAUUUUAUCUGAAAAGCGAACAGAACUUUUGUAAGAAUUGUGUGCAUUGUUUUUCACUUGUAAUUCAAAAGUAAAAUUAUUUAUUGGAUGUAGUAUCUUUUAUUUUGUUAAUUUAAUUAUUUUUAUAUUUGUUUUGUUUGAAAGUCGUUUCUAUUUUUUAAUCACAUGAAUAAGAAUAAUAAAAAUGUGUUCUAACUUUUCUUAGAACCAUUUCCAGAAGGGCCCAUUUUAAAUUAUAAUUGUCUAUUUUUCUAUGCUAAAGCAAUCAUGUUUAUUCUGAUCUAUACAUUAUUUAAUUUCUUUUUGAAAAGAACUCAUUUUUUUAUUUUCGUAAACCGAAUAUUUUGCUCGAAAUGAUUUAUAAAACAUCUGCAUCUGUUUAAUGUGAACAUCUGCUGAUCAUUAAACGGAUACCGCUGGCUGAAAUCUUUUCCAAACAAUGAAUUGAAUCAACGUGAUUGGCUGAUGGAAACAUCAGCUGAUGUACUAAAAACUAUGAAUUCUAAAAAUUUCUUUCCUAGCUGUUGUUCAAAUAGGCCUGGCGAAGAAUGAUGUAGUAGAAAGCUUUAUUAUUGAAAUGUUGUGCUUCCAUAAGCAAUGCGAGAUGUCUCAUUAUUGGUAAGCUGAAUAAAAGCUAUAUAUUGUAUAAAA